UUCAAGAACGAUACCAGGAAAGAAAUAGGAGACGGCGAGAGCGUCGUGCUAUUAAUAGGCCAGAAGAAGUUGGGAAUUGUAGCAGAGGCACUUCCACUAUAGCAUUAACGGCAGUCCAAAUCUGUCCUCAGUAUAUUGAAUCAGUAUCUGGUGUUCCAGAACAACCAGGAAAAUGUAAUCAGCAAAAGAGAAGAAAGCGUGAUUCUUCAAGUUCAAAAGCUCCUAUGAUUAAUCUAGAUCAGAAUUCUGAUCCUAUUUUGACUUCUACAGAGUCAGAAUCAAUACCUGUUGAAUGCAUUCAAUCAACAUAUGGUAUUCUACAAGGAGCAAGAAAAUGUAAUCAGAAAAAAGGAACAAAGGCUGAUCUUUCGAACUCAAAGCUUGGUAUAAUUGAUCUGGAUCAAAAUUCUGAUAAUGUCUUAAUCUCUGGCAAGUUAGAAUCCUUCCAAGGUAUACAGAAUUCUCAAACAACAAAUGUUAUUCACACCUCUGGUAUUGACAUUCCUUCAACCAGUACGGGGGUAAACAAUGAUAGUUAUCAAAUUGCUUCAAGUAGUACAGCAAUAAACAAUGCCACUCUUGGAUCUCAAAAAUCUGCCCGGCGAUCUCAACAACGUCCUCAAAGACAAAAAAGAGAUAUUCUGCAAAAUAUUGCUACAGAAUCAAUGACAUUACCAGAAGCUCCUUCUUGUAAACUCUGUGGAGCAAAAAAAUUUCACUUAGAGCCUCCUGGUUUUUGUUGUUCAUCAGGUGAAAUUCGACUCCUUGAAACUGAGAUGCCUCGAGAAUUGAUGUUAUUAUAUCUCAGUGACAAUGAUGAAGCUACAGACUUUCGCAAUUGUAUACGAAACUAUAAUAAUAUGUUUGCUUUCACUUCAAUAGGAAUGCACUGUGAUAAGGAAUUAGGAAAAAAGUACAAUGGUAUCUAUACCUUUCGAGUGCAGGGUCAGAUGUAUCAUUUUAUAAAUCCAUUAGUUCCUGCUGAUGGUCAAAAGCCAGUGAAUUUGCAGUUGUAUUUCUAUGAUACUGAGCAUGAAGUAGAAACUCGUCUGUCCAUAUCAAACAAGUUCAGAGAAAAUUUGAUAGCAAUGUUAGCUGAUCUAUUGAAAGUAAAUCCGUACUCAUCAUUUUUCCGUGGAUUACAAGACUUGCCUGAUCUAGAUGAAUACAAAAUAAUGUUGCAAUCAAAUCCAACAGUUGAUCAGCACGUUUACAACAAGCCAACAGUUUCACAAGUUGGUGCUCUUUGGACAGAGUCGCAGACCUCUGAUCAAACGAAUAGCAAACACAUUCAAGUAUAUUCAAAAAGUGGCAAUGCUCAGAUUCUGAAACACUAUCAUGGCUGCUAUGAUCCAAUGCAAUAUCCACUUAUAUUUCCUAAUGGAGAACCAGGAUGGCAUCCAGGCAUAGAAAAACUUUCAAGUAUACAAAAUAAUGCUGCUUCAGGUAAAACCUGUCCAGGAGAAAGAACAAUUCCAGUAGAUAUGUUCAUGACUGCAGAAGAUGUUAUACAUGCUGAAAACCAAGUUGCAGCAAAGUGUAGCAAAAAGCGAAAAUAUGUAUCUUGCAGAGAAUAUUAUUGCUACAAACUGCAGAUUAGACCUGAAGACAAAUCAAUGCUCUUGCAUAUUGGAAGGCUCCUCCAGCAAUAUGUGGUUGACAUGUACGUGAAGAUUGAGACAUCACGACUUGAUUUUUUCAAGAAUGAUCAGUACCAGAGUCGCCUGAGGACAGAGUUAUAUCAAGGUCUUCUUGAUAGCUUAUCAACUGGAGAAACCAAUGGCUCAAAUGUUGGUAAAAGAUUCAUAUUGCCUCGUAGCUUUAUUGGUGGUCCACGCGACAUGAAACGUCGUUAUUUAGAUGCAAUGACUUUGGUUCAGCAGUAUGGCAAACCAGACAUUUUUUUAACAAUGACCUGCAACAAAAAUUGGCCAGAAAUCAAGAACCUUUUAUUGCCAACAGAGAAGACAGAGAAUAGGCCUGAUCUGGUAUCCCGAGUUUUUCGAGCUAAGUUGCAAAUGUUAAAGAAUGAACUUUUCAAGAAACAUAUUUUUGGUAAAGUUGCAGCUUACACAUAUGUUAUUGAGUUUCAGAAACGUGGUCUUCCUCAUGCACAUUUUCUCAUCAUUCUAAAGCAUUGCUCUAAGUUAUUGAGUUCUGAGGCAUACGAUCACAUUGUUUCUGCUGAGCUACCUGAUAUUCAUAUACACAAGCAUCUACACUCUUUAGUAGCACAACAUAUGAUGCAUGGACCCUGUGGACAAAUAAAUCCAAACUGUCCUUGUAUGCAGAAAAAUGGAGUUUGCAAAGAUAAGUAUCCAAAACAAUUUGCUGAAUCAACAAGACAUGGUCAGAACUCUUAUCCAAUCUAUCGACGAAGUGAUGACAAAAAGACUGUCAAGGUUCGAGGACAUCAUUUGGAUAAUCGAUGGGUAGUUCCUUAUAAUGCAUAUCUUUUGUCCAAAUUUGACUGCCACAUGAAUAUAGAGAUAUGUUCUACUAUACAAGCAGUUAAGUAUAUUUAUAAAUACAUCUAUAAGGGUCAUGACAAGAUACUAUAUCAAUUCAGCAAUGGAGAAGCAAAUCAGAUGCUUGAUGAAAUCAAGAACUUUCAAUCAGCCAGAUGGAUUUCAGCACCAGAAGCUAUGUGGAGAAUAUAUAGUUUUGAUCUUAAUGAAAUGCAUCCCUCUGUAAUGACUCUACCAGUGCAUCUAGAAAAUCAACAGCCAGUAACUUUUCCAGAUCAACAAUCUGUUGAUGAUGUUAUAAAGAAUGCACAUUUGAAGAAAACUAUGCUUACAGAAUUCUUCCAGAUGAAUAAGUAUGACCAUUUUGCAAAAAAUUUGAAUUGCCUAUAUACAGAUUUCCCUCAAUAUUUCGUAUGGGAUGCUAAGUCAAGAUAUUGGUCAUUGCGACAGCAAAGAGAUGUAAUUGGAAGAAUUGCUGGAGUUCAUCCUUCUGAAGGUGAAAGGUACUAUUUAAGACUCUUAUUAAAGCAUGUUAAGAAGCCAACAUCAUUCCAUGAUCUAAAACUAAUUAAUGGCAAAAUUGCUACAUCCUUCAGAGAAGCAGCAGAGUUCUUAGGUCUAUUACAAGCUGAUAAUAGUGCAGAAAUUUGUUUAGCAGAGGCUAUUCUAUAUCAAAUGCCAUCUUCACUUCGUCAUCUGUUUGCUACAAUCUUAGUCUACUGCAAUCCUUCAAACUGUCAAGAGUUGUGGCUAAAGUUUAAGCAUUUUCUUUCUGAAGAUAUUGAACAGAAUAAAACGUUAUCUGCAGAAGUAGUCAACAGCACAGUGUUGCAGAUUAUAGACAUGCAUUUGAGAGCAAUGGGAAAACAGAUCACACACUAUGGUUUUCAGCUAUUACCAAAUACACUACUACAGAAUCACAUGGACACAAAAGAACUUCAGGCAGAAAAAAAUAUCAUCACUCCUGAAGAAGAUUUGCUCUCAGUAUAUCAACUAAAUGAAGAGCAGAAAAUUGCAUUUGAUAAAGUACUGCAUUGUGUCAACAAUAACAUAUCAAAGGCAUUUUUCAUUGACGGACCAGGAGGAACUGGAAAAACCUACCUCUAUAAAGCUCUGCUUGCAACUAUAAGAUCACAAGGCUGCAUAGCACUUGCUACUGCAACAUCAGGUGUAGCAGCAUCCAUUCUUCCUGGAGGUCGAACUGCACACUCAAGGUUCAAAAUCCCCAUUAAUGAUGAUCAAAAUAAGUACUGCAACAUCAGCAAGCAAAGUGUCUUGGCUCAGCUAAUCAGAGAUGCAAAGCUCAUUAUAUGGGAUGAAGCUACUAUGGCUAAAAGAAAGUCAGUUGAAGCCCUUGACAAGAUGUUACAAGACAUAACAAAUAACGACCAUUUAUUUGGUGGAAAAAUCAUUGUCUUUGGUGGUGACUUUCGUCAGACUUUACCAGUGAUCACACAUGGUACCAGAGAAGAUAUCAUAGAUACCAGUCUUGUCAUGUCACCAUUAUGGAGCAAAUUCGAAAAGAUCAGAUUAACAAUCAAUAUGAGAGCUAGACUUGAUCCAGAUUUUUCCACAUUCUUGAUGAGAAUUGGAGAUGGAAUUCAGCAAACUACUGAUCAAGAUGAAGUCCAGAUACCAGAAUCAAUCAACAUUCCUUUUCAAGAUGAUGAAACUUCCAUAAAUGCUCUGAUUGAUACUGUGUUCCCAAAUAUGGAGUACAUUACUUCAACAACAUCAUCUAUCAUCAAUCGAGCAAUAUUGAUGACAAGAAAUGACUUUGUUCAUCAGAUUAAUCAUAAAUUGAUAAUGAAAUUUCCAGGAGCAGAAAUAACCUACUUCAGCAAUGAUGAACCAUUAGACUCCUCAGUACAGUUCCAAGAUCAAGAUCUACUGCAUUCUCUUACACCUAAGGGCCUCCCUUUACAUGAGCUACUACUGAAAAAGAACUGUCCAGUCAUGCUUCUCAGAAACAUCAAUCCAAGUGAGGGCCUAUCAAAUGGUACACGCCUAAUCUGUAAGGAAUUUUCGAAUAACAUAAUUCAAGCACAGAUAGCAUUUGGCUCUUUUGCAGGAAAAAUUGUUUUCAUUCCAAGGAUACCAUUACAAGCUUCUGAUGAGGAAUUGUCUUCAGUACAGUUCAAAAGAACUCAAUUUCCACUACGUUUGUGUUUCGCAAUGACCAUUAAUAAAGCUCAAGGGCAAACACUUGAUUAUGUUGGACUUUACCUCAGAGAACCAGUUUUUUCUCAUGGACAACUUUACGUUGCUUUGUCAAGAGCACGGACAGCUACUAACAUUAAAGUCCUGAUACAGCCACCACACAGACAAACAGAAAGCACCAAUUUUACACGAAAUGUUGUCUAUCAAGAAGUGCUUUCAGCAGUAACUAAUAGCUAACUCCUACUUCCUCGCACUUCCUCUAUUAUUUUCCUUAUGUUUUCUAUCAUUAUUUACCAUUUUGGUUCUUUUCAUAAAUCUGCUUUAGUGAUAUAUUGAUUCUUUGACCAGCUCUUUUUACAGCACUAUGCCAUGGACACUGUAUAUACUUAUCUGUAUACAUAAAUGCUGACUAAUCUUGCAGUGAAAUAGAAGAGCUCUGUAUUCCCAUUACAGAAAUAGCACAAGAAAAAGAAGAUUGGGUUGCAAAAGCUAUUCUCAUUGAGAAAACAGCUCCCCGUAUCAGUAAAGAUGGAAGUACUACAUUUCAGAAAUAUCUGUUCCUUGACAAAGAGGUAAAUUUAUUCAUAUAAAGAGUACAUAAGGAAAAUGUUCUACAGAAUAGAAGUAAAAACUCACUCAUUAUAUUUUAUUCUCUGUUGCUGCAAAAUACAGAAAAGUACAAUCCAAGCUGUCUCAUACACAAGAGACAUACAAGCUCUAGAUCAAGCACUUGUCUUGUACUCUACAUACUACAUUGGCAAUGCAAAGGUGGAGCCUAUAACAAUAGAAAAUUUCAGAUACUGCACUUCACCAUUUCAACUAACCUUGACCAGAGGUACAUUCAUCAAAGAAGCAGAUCAAGAAAACCAGUAUCCUAUCGAUCAGUGCUACAAUUUUACACCAUUCAGAGACUUCUAUAAGUACAUGGAUACAAAUACAAAUCCGAUAAGUACUACUUCACUUUAAUAAUUUUCAUUACAUUGUUACUACAAUGAUUCUUACAUAUCAAUACUAAUACCUAAUGCUCUUGUCUCAGCUCUGCUAUGCACUGUCAUUGGAGCUCUUCCCCGUCGCUUCAUUGCACGACAAAGAGGCGAUUAUCCAAUUCAAGAAUUCAUCAUC
This is a messenger RNA of Coffea arabica (coffee), 5750 nucleotides long. Lineage: Eukaryota; Viridiplantae; Streptophyta; Magnoliopsida; Gentianales; Rubiaceae. The record is from RefSeq and is a predicted model, not a curated record.